GUUAGCCCCAGCUAGCCCCCAACCGCCCCUGAUUUCUUCCUUCUCUAAACUUGUCAUCCUCAAACUACAGCUCCGAUUCCUCCACUCACCUCUGAUUGUUUCCUGAUGCUGUUGUCAGGGCUCAUCAGGUUGCCCAGCAAGAGGUAGAACUGCUGCUGUUCCGCCAUUGCAGUGAGAUCCAAAAAGAACCAGCCGGGUGGUGAAGCGGCGAAAUGAGCCCGGCAGACCCUGCUUCGGUCACACAAUGCUUCCAAUGCCCCAUUGGUCAGUUAUAACAACUCUACUCACUGCUUAUUGGUCGAGACUCCCUUCUUCGACGCACGCCAUUGGCUGACACAGGUUCUCAGAGCCUAUUGGGUGAGCUGGACUCAAGAAAAGUGAUGUGUUUCUCUCAUUAGUUUAUAGUGAAUGACUAAAGCGCGGGAAAUUACUUCACCAGUGUGAGAGACCUACCUCAGUCUUCAACUACAUUUCCCAUGAUGCACCACACUAAACCGGAAGUAGGUACGUGUUCACUUUCGCGACAGUUCAGGAAGCAUCUGCGAACAGCUACAAACACAAGCAAGAGUCGGUGCUUUCUCCUGCGAAGGAGUUCAGCAAAACAGCACCAUGUUGCCGACCACCUCCCCGCAAACAAAUGGUGCCCUCAACUCCAGGGACGCCGCACGCCACACGGCGGGCGCCAAACGCUACAAAUACCUGCGACGGCUCCUCCACUUCAGACAGAUGGACUUUGAAUUCGCUCUGUGGCAGAUGCUUUACCUCUUCACGUCCCCGCAGAGAGUCUACAGAAACUUCCACUACAGGAAACAGACUAAGGACCAGUGGGCCAGAGACGACCCGGCUUUCCUGGUCCUGCUCAGCAUCUGGCUCUGUGUGUCAACGAUAGGCUUCGGCCUGGUUUUGGACAUGGGGGUCCUGGAGACUCUGAAGCUGCUCCUGUGGGUCGUCAUUGUGGACUGUAUAGGCGUCGGUCUGCUCAUAUCAACUCUUAUGUGGUUCAUCACGAACAAAUACCUGCUGAAAAAUCCCAGCAGACAUUUCGACGUGGAGUGGGGCUACGCGUUCGACGUUCACCUAAACGCAUUCUACCCUCUCUUAGUCAUCCUACAUUUCCUUCAGCUCUUCUUCAUCAACCACAUUGUGGUGAUUAACGCAGACUGGUUCCUGGGAUAUUUUAUUGGGAACUCUUUGUGGCUCAUCGCAAUAGGUUAUUAUCUCUACAUCACAUUCUUAGGCUACAACGCCCUGCCCUUCCUGAGUAACACGGUGGUGCUGCUCUACCCGUUCGCUCUGCUAGGCCUCAUCUACGUCCUCUCCAUCUCUCUGGGCUGGAACUUCACUAAGGGUCUCUGCUGGUUCUACAAGUACAGAGUCCAGUAAAACCAGUCCGUCUCUGAGGCUGGACUCUGGUUUGCUCCUUUAUUCACUCAUAUCUCUGAGGCAGAGAAUCCACUUCCAGCUCCUCACACCCGGCUGAUAAGGACUCCUGUUGACUCUCGACUUGACGGACGUUUGACUCUGUGAUUUUCCGUUCGGCUCUUUUGUUGAGCUCCUAAAAGAGUGAAUGAUUUUGUUUGGACUAGUUGCAGAAACGGGAUGAUAAACAGCUUUUAUUGUUGUUCUUUUUGUAUGAUUUGUAAAUAGUUUUCUGACAGGUUGUAAUAUAAACAACAAAGAUUGUUUCUGAAGAGGAUGAAAUUUGACUUUUCUUUAAAAAAGGACUGGAAAGAAUCCGGUUUAUUGAGGAGAAAAGAGGAAAGCGGAGGAAGCUUGGUGGCAAACUUUAUUUUCCUUUCUUUUUUCUUAAAGUGUACAUUCCAGCACUUUCAAUAAAAGGUUUUAUUAA
Messenger RNA from Notolabrus celidotus (New Zealand spotty), 1849 nucleotides. It is a transcript of the gene unc50, whose product is annotated as unc-50 homolog (C. elegans). Lineage: Eukaryota; Metazoa; Chordata; Actinopteri; Labriformes; Labridae. The record is from RefSeq and is a predicted model, not a curated record. Gene Ontology annotation, cellular component: Golgi membrane. Bases 610 to 1383 code for a protein of 257 amino acids. The transcript is spliced from 7 exons.